AUGCGUCGGUUACAAGAUUUCGGCAGGGAUUUGGUGGAGAAAAAGAAGCCUGUUGACAUCCUCAAGUACGUUCUGUCGAUUUCGAGGACAAAGUUGAAGGAGUUCCCAUCGUGCUUUGGAACUCACAACUGGUCCACUGGCCUCGACGAGUCGCGAUCCUGGGGUAUGGAUCGGGCAAUGCGAGGCGUGGGUGGAAGGAGCUUCGAGGAGCACGACCAAACCAAGCAGAGGAUGAGCGGCCUGCACGCGGAGGUGCAGGAGGAAGUGGCUUGGCAUCAGAAUGGCAAGCAGGUCAUCCGCCACAGCGGGUUCAAGUCGGUGGUCCUGGACAUUUUGUCCCGGCCAGGGAACAUCAUCCGGCUGACUUGCAGUUGGGGCUGGCACCGGACACUUGGGACGGCCAGUGUGAUCAUCCGGAUCUUGCAGAUUGCGGGGUGCGAAGUGGUGCUCUUUAGCGCGAAGCUGAGCAUGAAUCCGCAACUGGAUUGCACAAACACCAUCGCGAACAUGCGAACCCUGACUCAGAACCUCGACGACUUGACAGGUGUGGCCUGGACCGAGGAGGACUUCGAGCAGAGCCUGGAGAGGGCCCGAAACCUGUGGAGGGAAGUGUGGCCAGAGGCUAGCAUCAAAUUUCAGCGUGGCAAAUCCACAGAGGCUGCCCCUCCACCAGGUCUACCUCCACCCCGGUCAAUUGGGCCCAUUGCCACAGCACCAAUUGGGUCAAUUGCGUCAAUUUCGUCAUCUUCUGCCAGUGGCAGCAAGCCCCCGGCUGCCAAGCCCAUGCCUCGGCCUCCUUCAAAACCUACCAGGCCAGCUCCCAAGCCAAAGGAGAGGGAGGCAAUUAAGGAGGAAGGGCCACAGGAAGAGGCAGUAAAGACUGAGGGCGCAGACGUCAAGAAAGAGGAGGAGGUCACUGCGGCCCCAGGGUUUGGGCUUGUGGAUGAGCUCCAGGCCAUGACCCCAGCACAGAAGAAGGCGAAGCUCAGCCAGCCCUAUGUGCGGGAGAUGAUCCAGCAGCAGAUUACCUUCUUGCAGAGCUUGCUUGACAGUGAUCUUGAAGGUGGUGAUGGAUGGGAGGAGGUGUUGACUGAGCUCCUGGACGACUACAACAUCAACCAGGGUGUGCGCAGCAUGAUCCGCAAUGCCAAGGUCUCCAGGAGCCACAAGAUCAAGCUCAUGUGUCUGGCAGAUCGAAUGAUUGGCCUUGGUGGUGUUCUUCGAACAGCAGGCCCAAGUGCAGCUUCAGAAGAUGACGAUCAAGAGAAAUGGCUGGAUGACAAGCUCCAACAGAUUUCUUCGUUAGAUUUCUAUGAUUUCUUGGCCUUCAGCAAAUUCAAUAGGCGUGUCGACUGGCCAGAAGGACUGCAUCAUGUCAAGUCCACAUGUCAAGACUUUCUUGAUUUUGACCAAGAGAAUGGCGGCAGGGCCUCGAAAGUGUGGCCUUCAUUUUUGUGUGAAGCAUAUCCUUUUUUGCGCGGCGCAACAUCGUGCUUGGAGAUGAUGGUGCUGGUUGCUGAAAGGUUUCUUUUCAAUUUGGUCAAUUUCAAUGAAUUGGAUCAAUUGGAAUUUGUUGAGUUUUGUGCUGGCCGAGCCCAUCUCAGUCGAGAGAUGCUGCGUCAAGGAUUUCACCAAGGAGCUUCUGUGGACAUUCUUUUUCAUCCCCACCAUGACAUGUUGAGUUCCAAGGGGCUGAGGACUUGGUUUGACAUGGUAGUGGCUUCUCGGCGAAAGUCGUUACACUGGUUUGCUACCAGAUGCUCGAGCUUCGUCCCGCUCUGUAUCUCUCAAAGCAUGAGAUAUGAGGAGAAUUCAUUCUACGGGGAUAGAAGCAGGCCAUGGGUGGAGCAGGGCAACCUUCAACAGGAAGUAACUGCAAUGAUGAUGUUCUUCAGUUUCCUCUUGGAUUGCAUUCCGGUGUUGGAGCAACCCACAGGGAGUGUGCUUCCAAAACUACCAUCCCUUCGUAAUGUUUUGUGGUUCUUCGACUUCAAGAAGACAGUGACCUACAUGGGAAGCUUUGCUGGCCCAACAAGCAAGCCUCUCCAGAUCUGGCAUCCGUCUUCAGGGCCUGGCUCCCUAUUUGCAGCCAUCGCCAGGCCAAGGCCAGAUGGCUUGGACAAUUUGGCUUCCAGUGGCCAGAGCUGGGAUGGAAGCCACACUUACACUGGCAAUAAGGAGAUGCUCAUCGAAAGCGAGCACUACACGCCAGAGUUUGGCGCUUGUGUCGCCCAAAUCUACGAGCAGAUUCGAGCUUCGUGA
Molecule: messenger RNA, 2262 nt
Organism: Cladocopium goreaui
Lineage: Eukaryota; Dinophyceae; Suessiales; Symbiodiniaceae
Source: the annotation of a GenBank genome assembly